AUGACCCAACAUCCAUCCAUCGACCACUCCCUCUUCCCUCACAUUCUGGAUGCUGUGGUUGCAGCUGCGGUAGCCUCAGACCCAGCGUCAGCUUGGCGGACCUGGCGCGCGACCUCGCGCGCGUGGAGAGACCGCCUUGAUGCCAUCACUUUUGCACAUGUAAUCGUCUCGCCGUCCGACGACGACGACGUGGUGACCAUCGACGCCGUGCCAAACGGCACCCACUCGUCUGGCGUGCGGAUACGCAUUGCCUCGCCCUCCCCGCCCUCCUUGCUCUCGCUGGCGCGCACCGUGGACGUGUGCGGACGGAUCCGGGCAGACCACGCCACCCAUCUGCAACGAGCCUUUCCAUGCCUUGAGACGUUGCGUCUGCGCUCCAUCGCCGGCUCGUACACCGACUUUUGCGCGCUGUCAUCCGCAGCGUCGCGCGUCGUCGUGUUUGGGACGCCCACGCCCGCGCGCCCGCCGUACCCGGCACCCAGCCCGUCAUUGAAGCGCAUCGUCGUCCAUGCCUGCGCGUCGUUCGGCGCAAGUUUUCUCUCGCAGGCUGUACCGCGGUACGGGCGGCGCGAGGUCGUGCUCACGUUUGCUGGAUGGGCCGCGGCGGCGGAUGGGUCUCCCGAAACGUCCUGGGUGCGGGGCACGCGAGGAGCCGACAUUGCACGCACGCUCGCGCGGCUCCUGCACGGCGACGACGCGGGCAAGUGUGUCGUCGUCGACGCCGAGCGCGUGCACAAGGAAUGGCUCGGGUUCGAGAUGAGCAACGACAGCAUGUGCGAUACGCUCGCAAGCCACGUGGAAGCAUACCUCUGGGAGCAGGUGUUGCCAUACGGGACCCCUCAUGGGGAACGGGCCGAGGCGAUCGAGGUGGCGCUGCGUAACCUCCGCUUCUUGUCGGUUGCGGAGUACACGGCGGGCAUGUCUGCGUACGAGCUCGAGGUGGAGACAAUAGAGUAA
Messenger RNA from Apiotrichum porosum, 957 nucleotides. RefSeq lists its product as uncharacterized. The transcript has a single exon. The record is from RefSeq and is a predicted model, not a curated record. NCBI's taxonomy places the organism in Eukaryota, Fungi, Basidiomycota, Tremellomycetes, Trichosporonales, Trichosporonaceae. The coding region runs from base 1 to 957 and encodes 318 amino acids.